Bacidia gigantensis is the source of this 2328-nucleotide messenger RNA. RefSeq lists its product as uncharacterized. Lineage: Eukaryota; Fungi; Ascomycota; Lecanoromycetes; Lecanorales; Ramalinaceae. The transcript has a single exon. The record is from RefSeq and is a predicted model, not a curated record. Bases 1 to 2328 code for a protein of 775 amino acids.
AUGUCUGCGGGGCCCGGCGGAUCCGCUCUGGUGCCUGCGGGCUCCCUUUCGACAAUUGGACCUAGCUUUCAACAGCAAGGAACGCUUGAUUGGGUAUCCCUUGGGCAGACGCAAUUUUCUGCCUCUAUUGCCAUUCUCGGGCGCCUAUCUGCUGCUGGUAUUGAACCUUUGACUGUCGGGGUUGGUCAAGCGGUAUGCUCUAGAGUUCCAUUGGGCAUACAUGGCGAGAAGACGCUGAGCGAGGCAAUGUCUUCUUUGAAGGCAGUUUCAAGCUUUGGAGAACUGAUUUGGUUCGGCGUGGGAAUAAGUCAUAUUUUGAGAACUCUCGUCCAGACCUCGCAAGGCGCUUCUCUGGUGGCACUCUGCGCCGCUUUGAGCGAAGGCUACGAUAUACCUGCUUCUGCUGCCGUCCUCUAUGAGAUGGCUAAAAGGCUAGGAGCACCGAGGGACUUAAGUCCCUCCUUCGAUCAAUGGAAAGCUGUGGUAAAAGUCUCUUCAUGUGUUCUUUGCCACACGAAAUUCGGUAUCUGCUGUGAUCAAAUGUCAAGGCUUUCUGGGUAUAGCUUAGAUGAAAUCAACUCAAGCAGUAGGGGCCACCCACAAGAUUUGGCCGAGAUCAUCAUACGGAUGGGUGACGUCGCUUCCAACAAGGCUCUUGCCAUAUCCAUAGUCGGUGGUGUCAGCUGCAGCUGGGUCGCCGUUUUUGCAGACUUCGUACUUGGACUGCGGGUUACUGUGAAAGAUAUUCAUGGACGAAGGGUGUACAGAAAUUUUGACAAAACUUUCGCUAGUGCACAGAUCGAAGUUGAGUUCAAAAGAGAUAUUCCCCAAGAUAGCGUCACAUGCGCAGGUCAUAGCUUUGUUCUCCGCGAUGGAGAAUCCUUCAUCGACCGCUAUGUUGCUUUUAAGGAAACGGUGGAAAACGGUCCACUAUUUGGUAGUAGAGUCGAAUGGCACAGUAUGUUUCGAGACACCUUCGAUGUGACGAUAGAGAAUCUUUUUAUGCCGUUCCAUGCUAUACGUUCUGGAGGGCCAGCGUAUCCUGGGAAAGAACAAACCCAAAAAGAUUUUGUGAAAUUCUUUACUGCUGGAGCUGCUCUCUACGUAUACCACAGCUCCGAGAAAUCACGAUAUUGCAGUGUUCACGACUUUGUUAUAAGUGCCGUUGAGCACAUCUCUGAGCUUAUACCCUCAAAAAUCGAUUUAUUGGAAGCUGCAAGAUGUCAUGACCAAGGCUCACAAAAUGAAUAUGCGAUUGUAAAAGUACUUGAUGAUGUACAUGCUCGUCUUGAGUCAAGUUGUCAUUGUGAAGAACACUCAUUAUGUACUCCUGACACCGGUCCGCGAUACCAUUAUUGCCAAUCUAAAAUAGCGGCCACUGCUUUGGUCUUGAGCUAUAUACUUGGUCAAUUGAGCCUCUUUGUAUCUCUGACUCCAACCAGAAUUGGUAUAAUUCAACUAUACAAGCGAAUGAAAAAUUUUAGAUGGACCAACCUUUCCUCGAGGUGGGACAGACUUUCAAAUAUGAACGAAUCUUUUGGAAAGUUUUUAACUCUGUACUCCUGUAUGUCACUUUUCUCUCGUCAACCAUCAUCAAAUUCUAUGUAUGAGAACGUUGCAGCAAUAAGUGAUGGGAAAAUCUACUGCUACAUCGACACAAUCUGGGAACUGUCUGAUCGGCUGGAGACAGCCUCCGUUAUUCACAUUGGAGCCGGGUCUAUUCAGGCCGGUCAACGUCUCUACGGCGAGGUUUACGAUGGAUCGGGUGCUUUACUAGAAGAUUGUUGUACUUACGAGGUAGAACAUAUUCAAAAUGUGGAAACCAGUCUUGACAAGGUCCAAUCUCUACUGGGAGAAGACACCACUUCUUCGGACAUAAAAGUGGAAGCGGUCGUAGAGGAGAACAUUCGCCUUGAAUUUUAUUAUCGACUGAUCUCGAAACGAGGGACAACCCGAAUUUAUCCCAGAUCGUUUGUCUCAGAUUUUCUUGAGCCUGCUGUAGAGGGUUACGACUUAGGACCAUGCAAGAGGUUCUACGAACCCAGGCUUUCUGAGACCAGCAAUCAAACCCAGGAUUACAACCCGAAGUCAUGCUACAAUACGUCAGUAUUGUACGGUGAAGGCACCGUACCAAAGCGUCGAGACUCAGAUCCACGUAUUCAAAUACGUCCUCACCACGGCAAUACACUUGGCCGCUGUGCUGCUUUGGUAAACUCACAUAAGCCUGUAAUCUUGAUAAACAGCAAAGAAGAUCUCCUCAGAUACAUGAUGGCACUUUGUGAUGAGGGAAAGCGAUAUCGGCAGGACAUGUUUUGGACGUUACUAUGA